This is a messenger RNA of Xenopus laevis (African clawed frog), 1842 nucleotides long. RefSeq names its product MANSC domain-containing protein 4. The transcript is spliced from 4 exons. The coding region runs from base 283 to 1404 and encodes 373 amino acids. NCBI's taxonomy places the organism in Eukaryota, Metazoa, Chordata, Amphibia, Anura, Pipidae. The record is from RefSeq and is a predicted model, not a curated record.
UAAUAAAUCACAGAAACGUCCUCACAUUCCUCCCAUUGGUUUUCUGCAGGUUUGCAGCCAAUGAGCUAAACGUCCCCCUACACCUGCACCCCCCUCCUUCCCUGUAUUAGUGUUACAACCCCCUCCCAACUGAAAUACAGUUCUUGGAAGAGGAGGAGAUGAGGGGUGGGACACUGACUGCAGAAGGAGAGAGGGCAGAUUGCUCCAUCUCAGUAACAUCAUGACACAGGAUGGAGUACGAUCACUCGGUAUGCAGGGAACCCCCUUGUUUCCCUUAGGCUCAUGGCAAUGGCUUUAAGUGUGGGAUGUGCUGGCUUCCUUCUCCUCACUCUACUGCAUGUACCAAAGACUCUUGGCAGAUCCAACAGCCUCUGCCCUCAAACCUCCUUCUACCAUGAUUGCUGGAUCCGACGCUUCCCUGGGCUCUUCCUUAACCUCCCUGUGUCAGAGCAACGCGGGGCCCAGUUGCUACAAACUGAGAUGGAGCCAUCUGCCCAGCACUGCAGCCGAAAGUGCUGUGACCAAGCAGCACCCUGCAACCUGGCAGUGUCUUUCCUGGAUAUCAGCCAAGGAAGAGUGAGUUGUCACUUAGUCCACUGCCCCCACCCGGAAAGCUGCAUCCUCCACCAAAAAGACUCUGCUGUCCUCUAUACUGUUACUGCUGGUAUUGACCCUGAUCUGUUGGUGUUUGAGAAACUGGGACAAAUUGAUUUGAACCCAAGAUCAUCUAUGAAAUUGCAUCGCCUAAACACAUCAGGGGCAGUUGUCCCCCCAGUUCCUCUUCCCCAGUCUUUUCUUUCUUCUAAAGACCCCCAACCAGCUCAACAAUCAUCUGCACCACCCAAAUCCCCUACAGAGUCAUCAUUACCUCUCCCUACCUCUUCUCAUCACUCUAUCCCUACCUCUUCUCAUCGCUCUCUCCCUCAUCCACCUGGUCCAGGGGAUUCUAUUCGUUCCUUCCCUCCUACCAAGUCACCGCUAUUUACAACACCCUGCAUUUCUGAAACAACCUCUGUUUCCCAGUCGAAGACCAGUUCCCUGGCUGAGACAUCUCACAGUGAAGACCCUCUAACUUCUAGAGCACCAGUGGGACAACCCAUCCCCAACCCGCACAGUCCAGCUCAUCUUGACAGCAAUAAACAGCAUGUCAAUGAUACCAAAGGUCACAGUGGGAAGAACCAGAGUUCUGAUGCAGAGGUGGAAGAUGCAUCUGGUUCCUGGCUGGGUCUAUGGUUAUUCCCUGGCUUGGUUGGCUCUUCGGUUGCAUUAUUGUGUUGCUGUUCAGGGAUUAUGAUGCUUGGAUGCUGCAGGAGAAGGAAGAGGGGUAGAUACAGACCAGGGCAGGUGGCUGAUGAUAGACGGGGUAGUUUGAUUAGGUUUGCUUUACUUAAGGAGAAGGAAUGAUUCUGAAGUCAAGGAUGGAGAGUGUCUGAACAAUCCAUACACAAUGUCAAGUUGACUUCUCAGAUUGACCAAUGACGCCCUGCAACAUGCAACCAUAGUUAGUGGGUGGUGUACAGUAGAUGGGCAUCUACAAGAUGAUAAAACACAAGGAUGAAGUUCUAUUUGGCUCCUUGCUCAAGUAUCAGGUGUUAAGAGUACAAACAACAAGAACGUACAAAAAAAAUGUUUCUCUUGUUCACAAAGGAUUGGUGUUGUCACCUGCCAAAUUCAUUGUUUUUCAUUUUUUAAUUGUACAGAUUAAUUCUAUUGCAACAUUUUUGUUGUUGUCUGCUGCUUAAUUUAUAUUCAGGAGGCUGCUUCCUGGCUUAGCAUCACAUGCUUUAAGGACAAUGUCUAUGCUACAAUUUUGGUGCAAUUAAAGAACUUUUUAGUAAGUUU